Alexandromys fortis (reed vole) is the source of this 2540-nucleotide messenger RNA. It is a transcript of the gene Pi15, whose product is annotated as peptidase inhibitor 15. The record is from RefSeq and is a predicted model, not a curated record. The transcript is spliced from 6 exons. The coding region runs from base 209 to 985 and encodes 258 amino acids. Gene Ontology annotation, cellular component: extracellular region. Lineage: Eukaryota; Metazoa; Chordata; Mammalia; Rodentia; Cricetidae.
UAUAAAAGCUGUUAGCUGCUUCUGUAGCCAGCAGCAUUCAAACCUUGCAGGCUUUUGCUCUCUGAGAGCUUGUAAUAAGACACACUCCUUUUACACAAGUUCAUGCUACAACUUAACAAAGAACCUUACAUUGUUGGAGGAACAGUGUAUUCAUUUUCGCACUGUGCAGAGCAAAACAAACCUGGGGAACUCUUUUCCACCCCUCAAAAUGAUAGCAGUUUCUGCAGUCAGCCUUGCGAUCCUUUUGUCCCUCUUCUGUGAAGCAAGUACCGUCGUCUUACUCAAUUCCACUGACUCAUCCCCGCCAACCAAUAAUUUCACUGAUAUUGAAGCAGCCCUGAGCGCGCCACUACAGUCUGCGGGUAUCCCUAAAGCCAGGCGGAAGCGCUACAUCUCGCAGAAUGACAUGAUCGCCAUUCUUGAUUACCAUAAUCAAGUUCGGGGCAAAGUGUUCCCACCAGCAGCAAACAUGGAAUAUAUGGUCUGGGAUGAAAAUCUUGCAAAAUCUGCUGAGGCCUGGGCAGCUACUUGCAUUUGGGACCAUGGACCUUCUUAUUUGUUGAGAUUUUUGGGUCAAAAUUUAUCUGUCCGAACUGGAAGAUAUCGUUCUAUUCUCCAGCUGGUCAAGCCAUGGUAUGACGAAGUAAAAGAUUAUGCUUUUCCGUACCCCCAGGAUUGCAACCCUCGGUGUCCUAUGCGAUGCUUUGGUCCCAUGUGCACUCAUUAUACACAGAUGGUCUGGGCCACUUCUAAUCGAAUAGGAUGUGCAAUUCAUACUUGCCAAAACAUGAAUGUCUGGGGAUCUGUGUGGCGACGUGCAGUGUACUUGGUCUGCAACUAUGCUCCAAAGGGUAACUGGAUUGGAGAAGCACCAUACAAAGUAGGCGUGCCUUGUUCAUCGUGUCCUCCGAGUUAUGGGGGAGCCUGUACCGACAAUCUGUGCUUUCCAGGAGUAACGUCAAACUACUUGUACUGGUUUAAAUAAGCUUGUCUUUUUAUUCCUCUGGGAGAUGCAUUGGCUUUUGAACUCAUAAGCAUAUAUAUGUAUGUAUAUAUAUGCUGAAGUUUGAACAUAUUAUAUAUAUUUUAUUAUAACCCUAUUCUCAUUUUAGUGGUCAAUUGUCUAGGGUGUUAAGUUUUGGAUACAAGCAAAACAUCGAUUUCUAUUUUUCUGACCUUAAAUUUAAAUUAAAUGACUGUAUAUGUAGUGAUGGCAUAGUUGUUGCCUUCGAUUCCAAAACCUAUAUUCAAGGAAAUUAUGUUACUAUGUCCUAAGGAAUGAAAUGUAUGUUCAAGCUGUAAUAUAUGUGUGUUCAUAUGUAUACGUAUGUAUAUAUAUGCACGCACAUAUAAUGUGUGAUGUGACACAUAGACAAUAAUAUGAUGUGAUCGCUAACAAGGAAAAGUGAAAAAUGUAUUUGGGCUUAUGGACCAUUUCUACAACACCCAUGAAAGGAUUGUUUGCAAAUCAGUGGUAUUUGGAGAUUACUUAAUUAAGCAAUCAUAGAAUUUGUUCUGGAGAUACUUAAUUUUAUUUGGGUCUCUAAAGUGUAUGUUGAAUUUAUGGAAGUUUCCAUAACACUCAUUUUGAUCAGUUUCAUUUUUAAAAAUUUUUUGAAUGAGAUAAUCUUUUGAUUAUUUACUCAACAAUUACUUUGACUAAUUCACUUUGCUGGUUAUGUUCUGAUAAUGCAAAAAUAAUUACAUGUGAUUCCUGCCUUCGAGAAGCUAUCAGAGAUGUCCACAAAAGAGCAUAGCCUAGUAAUUUUGCUAUGAAAUAUUUUUAACUAAUCAUAUUUCAUGUAUUUUGAGGAACAAGCAUAUUAACCACUUAAGGGUGGAAUGGAUGAUAAAUGCUGCUGUCUCACAUGUGAAGUGUCUCUUUCCCAGGAAACUCCAACAUUUAAGUGAAAUAUGGAAGGUGUCUUAGUUAUAGUGCUGUGAAUAGACACCAUGACCAAAGAAGCUUAUAAAAAGCAAGUAUUUAACUAGGGGCUUGCUUACAGUUUCAGGGGAUUAGUCCAUGGUCAUCCUGAUGGGAAAUGGAGAUAGGCAGGAAGGAGGUGUAGUACUGGAGCAAUAGGUGAGCAUUUAUAUCCUGACCUGCAGGCAGGAAGCAAGAAGAGUAAGACUGCACCGAGCCAGGGUUUUUAAACAUCAAAGUCAACCCAUAAUGACAAGUUUAUACCCUCUCCAAUAUGGCCAUACCUCUUCAUUCUUCCUAAAAAAAGUCCGAGUAAGAUCCUAUACUCAAAUAUAUUAACCUAUGGGAGUCAUUAUUCAAACCACCAAACUAUGUAAGAAUCGACAACUGCUCAAAGAUUUCUGAAGCAGAAUAGGCCAGACUGAAGACAAGAUUCUCAGAAUACUGAUGAAGUCCAAGAGAAGUAAGAGGCAUGAGUAAUCAUGGGAUUAGCAUGCUGGUACACAAAGACCAGCCAGAAGCUCUAGAAGAGUUGAAUACAUCUUGGGACCCACGAACAAAGGAUGAAGGAUUUUUAGGAAGAAAUGCGUAGUUGAGGGCACAUUCAUCCCCUUGG